This is a messenger RNA of Contarinia nasturtii (swede midge), 1256 nucleotides long. Its product is annotated as 2-aminoethanethiol dioxygenase. The transcript has 2 exons. The coding region runs from base 251 to 1048 and encodes 265 amino acids. The record is from RefSeq and is a predicted model, not a curated record. Gene Ontology annotation, molecular function: oxidoreductase activity, acting on single donors with incorporation of molecular oxygen, incorporation of two atoms of oxygen. Gene Ontology annotation, cellular component: mitochondrion. NCBI's taxonomy places the organism in Eukaryota, Metazoa, Arthropoda, Insecta, Diptera, Cecidomyiidae.
AUUUUGUCUAAGUGUGAAUGUCAAGUUUGAAGAGGUACGUGAGAAAUUGAGCGUACAGAUAUCAAAACAAAGAUCAUUUGUAAAAAAAAAAAUUGAUAAUUUUCACCACAUUUCGAUAAAGCACUGUUUGUUGUUUACGACGUUCAAUUCGGAUCAAGAAAUUUCUCAGAAUUACGAUAUCACCUAACAAAUUACAAUUUAUUUGUAUUGUUCAACGAAAAAACAAAAAAGAAAAAUUCGGUCAAAUAAAAUGUCGGCAUUAUUUGCUCGUGUUGUAAAACAAGCACUCAUUACAUUUGAACGUGAAAAUUAUGCAGCGUUUAAGUCAAAUUUUAAUACGCUAAAGCAAUUGGUUGAUCAAUUAACAUCAAACGAUUUGAACAUCUCAUCGGAACUAUUGGGUUCCAACAGUUUUCAACAAUCAUCGUCCCGUGCACCAGUCAAAUACAUUGAAAUAUGUGAGCACAAAUCGUUCACAAUGAGCGUAUUUAUUGUGGUAAACAAGUACACAAUGCCAUUACACGAUCAUCCUGGUCAUGGUUUGUUACGAGUUAUAAGUGGCACGGCACGUAUUCAAAGCUAUUCUUUGGAGCAUCCAUUACAAAAUACACCACAUAUAUUGUCGGUCAUUGAAGAGGACCCAAUUGAAUUUUCAGCGAAAAAUGGUUGCUCCGUACUCACACCAACAACCCGCAACAUUCACGAAAUUACCGCCACCGGCAGCUGUCCAGCCGCAUUUUUUGACAUCCUUAGCCCACCAUACGAAUCGGAUAUUUCAUUAUAUGGACCAAAGAAGUGCUUAUUUUAUCGGAAAAUUCCGUUCAAACCAGUAAUCGAUUCACCGAAUCGCACAUGCAGCCGCAGUAACAGCGACGAUGACGACGAACAAGAUCACAAUACCAACGAUGAGGCUUCAGAUAAAUCAAAACAAAUCGCAUAUUUACAACAAGUUCGGGCGCCCAAUCAUUAUUACUGUGAUAACGUAUAUUAUAAUCCGCCUGAAUUCAUAGCUAAUCUUAAUCUAUUGAAUGGCGAAGAGGCAGCGUAAAAUAAGAUAAAACAAAACCGAAAAACACCAGACACAAAUAAUGUAUAAUUGUAUAUUCAUCCAACGUAGUUUAGAAGUAAAAAAAGGAAGAUUAUGGAGCAAAAUAAGGAAAAAGCGUAAACACAAGUGUUCUAAGUACCUUAAUAACAAUGCAUUUUAUUUUCUCUUUUCAAUUGUAGAUCAAUAAAACAAAUGUAAAAUUUAAAAC